CCUGCUGCCCUCACAGCCCCUCUGCUUGCCCCAGUGGCCUUGCCUCCCAGAUCGCAGAGGCAGCCAAAGAGAGCGAUGGGUUCCCACUGCGCCAAGCUCAGCACAGUUGGUGGCCGGGGCCACAAAUCCACCAUGAAGAAGCUUGUGGCCUGCGUGAGUCAGGAUAGCUUCUCCUUGUCUACGGAAGGAGAGGAACAGGAGCAGGGAGAAGAAGAGGAGGGGGAAGAGGAGCUCCCGGUGCAGGGCAAGCUGCUACUGAUGGAGCCCGAGCAGUAGGAGGAGGGCGCCGAGAGGAAUACCUUUGGCCCUGCAGAGACCCGAGUCCAGGCAGAUGCACUCCUGACGUACGACCUGCAAUCACGGCCCAGGAAGAGGUGCCUGCCGCUGCUCCAGCAAGAAUCAUUUUCAGAAAAGACUCAAUAA
Messenger RNA from Manis pentadactyla (Chinese pangolin), 423 nucleotides. It is a transcript of the gene PRM3, whose product is annotated as protamine 3. NCBI's taxonomy places the organism in Eukaryota, Metazoa, Chordata, Mammalia, Pholidota, Manidae. The transcript has a single exon. Gene Ontology annotation, biological process: flagellated sperm motility. Gene Ontology annotation, cellular component: cytoplasm. The record is from RefSeq and is a predicted model, not a curated record.